AUGGGGCAGCUCGUAAACAUCGCGGCCCACAGCUUCACCGCCCAGGACCUCCUGCGCAUGGAGCGUGUGCUGCUGGACGCCCUGGAGUUCAGGGUCUCCAACGUGACGGCCUUCACAGCGCUGCAUCUGCUGGUCCAGGGCCUGCCCGGCACGCGGCCGCCUGUCGCGGCGCUGGCGGUGUACCUGCUGGAGCUGUGCCUACUUGACUACACACUUCUGGAGGUCCCCCCCACCCACCAGGCCGCGGCCGCGCUCCUGCUCGCCAUGCACACCCACGGCACCGCCGGCGCCCAGGCGCCGCGCCUGCUGCGCCUGGCGCGCGUCGAGCCGGCGGCGCUCGCACGCGCGGCCGGGCGGCUGGUGCGGAUCCACCGGGACGCGGCGCGGCCGCCGACCGAGGCCUUGGGCGCGCUGCUGGCGCCGAUUGUCUCCAAGUACUCCCGGCCGUCCUGGUGCCACGCCGCGCUGUGCGCGCCGCUCGACGCCGUCGACCCCGCCUGGUGCUCUUGCUGA
This is a messenger RNA of Monoraphidium neglectum, 513 nucleotides long. RefSeq lists its product as hypothetical. The transcript is spliced from 2 exons. The record is from RefSeq and is a predicted model, not a curated record. Bases 1 to 513 code for a protein of 170 amino acids. NCBI's taxonomy places the organism in Eukaryota, Viridiplantae, Chlorophyta, Chlorophyceae, Sphaeropleales, Selenastraceae.